Pristis pectinata (smalltooth sawfish) is the source of this 900-nucleotide messenger RNA. It is a transcript of the gene rpl13, whose product is annotated as ribosomal protein L13. Gene Ontology annotation, molecular function: structural constituent of ribosome; RNA binding. Gene Ontology annotation, biological process: translation. The record is from RefSeq and is a predicted model, not a curated record. NCBI's taxonomy places the organism in Eukaryota, Metazoa, Chordata, Chondrichthyes, Rhinopristiformes, Pristidae. The transcript has 6 exons. Gene Ontology annotation, cellular component: cytosolic large ribosomal subunit; ribosome. Bases 186 to 821 code for a protein of 211 amino acids.
GAUAAUCCGGCUCCAUCCUAGUGUUUUGUUGGGUCAUCCGUGGAUGCAUCGCUGCGCAGUGAAACGGGGAAGGACGGAGUCUCGAUAUUCGUGACCAUUUCGAACGGAAAACGCGGCUAAAGCCGAGUGGGCUGGGCUUUCCGUGCGUCGGGGCCUAAGGUGGUUUCACCGUUCAAUAAGCGACCAUGGCCCCAAGUCGGAAUGGGAUGAUUCUGAACCCUCAUUUCCACAAGGAUUGGCAGAAGAGGGUCCGUACUUGGUUCAAUCAGCCAGCCAGAAAAAUACGCAGACGGAAGGCACGGCAAGCUAAAGCACGUCGCAUUGCUCCACGCCCAGUUGCUGGCCCUCUUCGACCAGUUGUUAGAUGUCCAACUAUUAGGUAUCACACUAAAGUACGUGCUGGACGAGGAUUCAGCCUGGAAGAAUUAAAGGCAGCAGGCAUCAACAGGAGAGUGGCACGUACUAUUGGCAUUGCAGUUGAUUAUAGACGCCGCAACAAGUCAACUGAGUCUAUUCAGUGUAAUGUUCAACGUCUGAAGGAAUAUCGUUCCAAGCUAAUCAUCUUCCCAAGGAAGGCUUCUGCACCCAAGAAGGGAGAUUCUACAGCUGAAGAAAUUCAAGUGGCAACUCAGCUAACUGGACCAGUCAUGCCGAUCAAGAAUAUAUACAAAAAGGAGAGAGCCCGAAUAAUCUCAGAGGAUGAGAAGAAUUUCAAGGCCUUUGCAAGUCUUCGUAUGGCCCGAGCAAAUGCCCGUUUGUUUGGAAUUCGUGCCAAGCGAGCAAAGGAGGCAGCAGAGCAAGAUAUUGAGAAAAAGAAAUAAAAACACAAAAGAAAUGGAACUAUUAAAUAUAAAGCUCAACUUUUUAAAUGAAAAUAAAUGGUCAUUCUUUGCAAAAUGA